AUGUCUGCGUGCGACUCAAGCCUACUGAGCGCGCCUCCGGCGCCGCUGCCCGUCUCAGCAGUGGCAGGUCCCAGCAAGAAGCGGCGACUUGAGGCACCUGAGGGCAGCACAAGCCCAAUGAAAAAGGAAGCGAAGAAGUUGAAGAAGGAAGAGAAGACGCAUCACCACAAGGAGCAAAAGAAGGGCAAGGAAAAGUCGCACAAGAAGAAGGAUAAGCCCGCCAAGUCGGACGGGAGAGAGGAAGUCCUUGACGCAGGGAAAAGGAAGAGGAUCCCUGCACCUAUUGCUCUUUCUGACAACAGUGAUAAAGAAGAACUCUCGCCUCCACCGUCCGACUCCGGUGGCAGCACUGCCGAAUCUGAUCGCGAGCAAGAGCUGACAAGAUGGACGAAGUCAGAGCGGGAGCAGUGGAAGAAGCCAUUGCCUGACCCCACUAAAGGCACGACACCGGAUGGUUCAUAUGAAACGGAACGUAUUCUCAGGUGGCGCAGGCGUCCCAGGACAGGUUGGAUCCAGUAUCGUAUGCAGUGGACCAAAAAGGUACGUGCGAUCUGGACACCCUUCAGGCGUAUGCGCGCAUGAUCGUGACUCAAGUUUGUCGCCUGCUCUGGUUCCGCCAUGCGUCCUUCCUGCCACGCAGGCUUUCGGACACGAGAGCAAUACCUGGGAGCCAGAGGGAAACAUUGCGGGUAGUGAUAUUGACGAAUUCUGGGCUAAGGCUGGCCCUAGGCCGCCGGAUCUUCCACCACUGCCUCGAGAUGAAGAUGGCGAUCCCAUAGGCCCCGAUGAGCACAAUAUCCCAAAUGCCACAGAUGAGGAGUUGGAGAGCCCCGACCCCGCCACUCGACGUGCAGCUCGUCGGAAACGUCGGCGCGAUUGGCGUGUUGAUGUCUUCUGGGAACGCCACUGGCAGCGCGCAGAUUCAAAAGCAAGAGCGGCACAGAAGAAGCAGCUAGAGCAGGAAGCCGAAAAACGCCGCCUUCAAAAGGUAAAGAAGGACAGUCUGGCGAAGCAACGGCUCAAAAAUCAGGCUUUGAGCGUACCCUACGGAAAUGCGGACGCAGGGGCACAAGAAAAGGCUGAUCGCGAAGCCGCCAUCGCGAAGCGCAAGACUGCUGCUGCAUCUGCACCCACUGCUGCAAACACAAGUCUAGCCAACGGCGGCGGACAUGUCAAGCCGCAAGGCUCCGCUCCCCCGAGAAUUACUCAACCCUUGGCCAGCAAGAACUCAGCAGCUACAACUUCUGCCUUACCGUCUGGGACUGCCAACGCGGCACCUCGCCCGAUAUCCAAGGCUACCCCGCCGCCACCUGGACGGACUGAAGAUCGCGCAACGCGCCUUCCGGGUAUCAGCCAGGAGAAGCGCCCCGACAAAGGCUCAUGGAAGGGUGCACACAAAAGCGAGAAGCGAGGUGUCGUUGAUAUGGUGAGCAAAUGGCUGCAUACCAAUGCAGCUGGACGUCGUUCUCAGCACUGACUCGACAUGUACGUCCGCGUACACAGUCCACCCAUCCUCAGCCAGCGCCCAUGAAAGCCUUUUCAGGUAUUUUCACACAGCGACCCGCUACUGCGCCGCGCAAUGCCAGUGUGAGUCACGGUCUGGUCUGACUUGAGAUGGAAUGUUAUCAUACUCACCCGGAAAUCAUCUGGCUUCGUCGCAAAAAGGCGAGCGCAAUCUUGACUACGCCGCCUGUCACAGCCACGUCAAGGCAGGCAAGCGAUCUAGUCAGCUCGGCACCCUCGGACCUCGCCGCAGCAGGUCCUCAGCCGCAAAGUACAGCUACUUUCGCCACGUCGACGAAUCGCACACCUCUUGGCAACUCACCAUCUUCUCCUGAUACUGUGGUCCCACCUUUAGGUCCCGCCAAGUGGAGAGCCCCUGCGCUUGCGCGGGAUAGUGGCGCAGCCAGUCAUCCCGUCCAGUCCGCUCCACCUGCAAGUGCUGCUGCUCAGACUGCACAGCCCACACCCGCACCUGCGCCUGCACUCGCGCCCGCUGCCACUACCGGCGCCCUUGCUGAGCCGUCUCGCCCUGUGCUGAAGUCGGCCUUGAAGCGCCCAGGCGAGCCUACCCAGCAGUCUGAGGCACCACAGCGCCAAACUCAAAAAGCUGGUGUGACUUUCCCGCCCAGUCCUGAGUCUGGCGACGUACGGAAGAGAGGUUUGCAAAGGGCCUCUACCCCCGGCGCAGCAGACGCUGAUAACAGGCGUCUCCCGCCAACAGAGAGUCCUGCAAGCCCCACUGCGCCGCCUCCAUACCAGCCUCCUCCACCACCUCUAUCUCCGGGCCACGACGCACCGGUCUACGGUUUGACAACGCGACCGGAUCGACCGACGAGCUCUGACACCUCUGCCAAUGCAAAUUCUCAUCCUGCCUUGGACGAUGGCGCUAGGCAGUACGCGGGCCUCACCGCCAACGGAGGCGCGACGUUGCAGUACGUGAUGCCACCUGUGGCCCCGAAGAGCUGGGAUGCGCAUGAUCCAGCAGCGCCCUGGGCGCCACGGCCUUAUCAUCCUAUCCAGAGGUAUUCGGCAUGCGGUAACGAUCGCAAUCUCCCCCUGCGACCCCAAGAGGCCGGCAUCCGCCAUUACGAACGACCAGCUCUCCCUCACAAUGGCCAAACGACACCGAUGCACCGGCCUCAGAUUCAGUCGCCUUUGGGUGGCUUCGGCGAGAGUACAUUUGCAUCUACGCCAUUGCGCAGAGAUGUCGCGGACGGUGAUCUCGAACGGCUGAGCGACAGGUCUCUGGACUCGGGAAGAUCCGAUCUGGACCGGCAACAGCAUCCUCGGCCCCAGCGCCAGGCGCAUCAUGACGAACGAGCUGCUGACUCAUAUAAAGCGCAAAUCCAGAGGUGGGACCCAGGGGAAAAAUUAGUGAGCCGAAUAACACGCUCGUACAAUUGGGCAAUGCCUGGAUCUCCGCCAGAGCUGCUUGGUGCCUUGGCAUGGCUGUGCAAGUCCAAACAGGCCGUAUACAAUCCUCCAGAUAGGAUGCCAUCGGUUGGAAAAUGGAUGGUGCCGAAUGAAGCAGGCGAGUACCGGAAAAUGGUAGUCUUCGUGCCCGAUCCUUCGAUCAAGCUUCCAAAAGACAUCGCUGCAGCGAAAGGAAUGCAGCACGUCUACUUUUAUCACCUCACUGCGCGCGCGAUUACGCAAAUCUGGGACCUGCCCAUCGAGGGACCCGGCGGUUACGCGGUGCCUUCAUUGAGUGCAUACGUCGAUUACUUUUCGGGGGCCGACAAUGCGCCUGUUUUUCAGUCAAGGCUCGGUGAGAGUCUCAUGUUCCAUCCUUGGCAUGCGCAGACAGUUAGCGCUUUCAUCGAAGCAGGUUGUGCUGAGCAGCUUCUGCAAGAGCUGCUGGGUCUCGACGAGCCGGACGCCUUGGAUCGCACCGCCAACCUUCACGACGCGAUCAGCAAUUCAGAUAUGCCACUCAUCGACCUCGAGAACUCGGAGAGAGCUGUCUUGCCUCGCUCGAACAUGGCAGAGCUCCCGCCUGCGGAAGCAGCGCGACUUGUGGACGACGAGGUGGUGGAGGCACUGCUUCACCUUCAGAAGACACAAGUGCAUGUGCGCAUGCACGUCAUGAUUCUCGGCCUUGCUAGCCAUAUUUCGAACGACGCUGGCAUCACGGUUAGAUUGAACUUUACAGAUUAGAACAUUGCUCGGGUACGUCGUCUGUGCGAAAUUUGUUGUGUUUGCUAAUCGUCGCGCACGCAGAUCUGACGCCCGCUUUUCCGCCAGUCUAGGUACCUGGAGCUGGAAAGUGGGCUACCCUUCAGAGAGGGGCUUUGUUCAAAGAAGACAAGUCUCAACAGCUGCACUUGGGUGGAAAUCUUGGGCCAAGGACUUCAGCCUUGCCAGCUUAA
This is a messenger RNA of Ceraceosorus bombacis, 3872 nucleotides long. Lineage: Eukaryota; Fungi; Basidiomycota; Exobasidiomycetes; Ceraceosorales; Ceraceosoraceae. The record is from the annotation of a GenBank genome assembly.